Molecule: messenger RNA, 1086 nt
Organism: Adineta ricciae
Lineage: Eukaryota; Metazoa; Rotifera; Eurotatoria; Adinetida; Adinetidae
Source: the annotation of a GenBank genome assembly
AUGCAGCUUUCACGGACAUAUCCAGCAGAACAGCAAUGUUUAAGAUCAACUACAUCGGCACAAUAUACUGACGUCGGUCGCAACUCAUGCUGUUAUCGUUUACUUCACCGUCGUCAUUAUUGCCGACGAAUGUUCGCGUUAAACCAUUGUUCAUUUCGAACUUGUCUUGUGAUUAUCGUCUUAUGUUCGUUCAUUGUUUAUUAUCAUUCUUGGAGACAAACGAAUUUACUUGAUAUCAGUCGUCAACCGUCGAAAUCCGUUAGAAUACUCUAUCUUGUUCGAACAAGCGCGCGUUUCUAUGAAAAACGUCUGACGUAUCUCUUAGAGACAUGGAUAGCAUUAGUCAAAUCAGAUACGUUCUUCGUUACGGAUACCCCUCUACCCAAUAUAGAGCAAGAUCAUAUGAUUCUAACGAAAGAAACAUGUGGCUUAGAUGCUCAUACAAUGGGUAAUCUAUGCUGCAAAACCGCGCAUGACUUUCAACUCUAUCGGCGACAUAUUUCGACAUACGACUGGUUCUGCCAUUUCGAUGACGAUCAAUACGUUAAUGUAGAUAACUUACAAAACUAUUUGUCAACUCUGAAUUUCAAUACACCCUAUUACAUUGGACGUAACUCAUGGCCUAGUACACUUAAACGGACUAAACAUCCCUAUCCUACUCCAUUCUGGUUCGCUACAUUAGGUGCUGGUGUGUGUCUUUCAAAACGCACGAUUGAACUUCUUAAUCCUCAUGUACAAAAUGUUUCGCAAUAUGUUGAUGGUUGCAUACGAGAGAAUUAUCACGAUGACAUCUAUCUAGGUUUUCUCUUACAUGCUUAUCUGAAAAUACCCUUAACGAAAAAUGAACAUUUCCAUUCCCACAUCGAGAAAACAUUUUAUAGCAAUCAACAGCUAUUUCUGCAUACGUUUAGAGAUGAAAUUACAUUUGGUUUUCGUGCUGAUAAGCGUUAUCCUUAUUUUCUUCCACAAAUCGAUAAAUCUAAUCUCGAUCCACUUCGUAUACGUGCACUGCAUUGUCUACUCUACACACAUUUGAAAGAAUGUCAAAGAAAACUUCAACAACAUCUUUUUAAUUCAACUGAAUAG